AUGAUGGAUAUCAAAAAGUCCUCUUCGGGCACCUCCAAAGCUCACCCGAUCUAUAAUGAUACCAAUCAUGCGCAGGUUACGUCCGUGUUGCCGGAUGGCGAUGUGCCAUAUACGGACCACGAGAUGGAUGCCGAUGAGCGAGUGAUUAUGGCCCUUGGAUACAAGCAGGAAUUCAAGCGCGAAUUCUCCCUGUGGACGACGUUUUGUGUCAGUUUUGCCGUUUUGGGUCUCCUGCCUUCGUUUGCAAGUACCCUCUACUAUGGAAUGGGAUAUGCAGGAACAGCCGGUAUGGUGUGGGGAUGGAUUAUCGCCAUGAUAUUCAUCCAAUGCAUUGCGAUGUCAAUGGCAGAGCUUUGCUCAGCUAUGCCAACAAGUGGCGGUCUCUACUAUGCAGCAGCGGUUCUCGCACCUCCUGGGUAUGGACCUCUAGCUGCAUGGAUUACUGGAUGGUCCAACUGGAUCGGACAGAUCACAGCAGCACCAUCAGUCGAUUACGCGCUGUCCGCGAUGAUCCUCGCCGCUGUCUCCAUCAACAACCCAGACUACGUCCCAACAUACUGGCAAACCUUCCUCCUUACAACGUUUAUAAUGAUCAUCCACGCAGGCAUCAGCAGUAUGCCAACCAAGCGAGUUGCCCAGUUCAACUCCUGGGGCUCAACCUUCAAUUUCCUCGCACUCAUAGCCGUCCUCAUCGCCAUCCCAGCCGGAACAAGCAACAGUCCAAAAUUCACACCCUCCAAGAAGGUCUGGGGCGACAUCACGAACCAAACAGACUUUCCAGAUGGUGUCGCCGUUCUGAUGACUUUCGUUGGGGUCAUUUGGACCAUGUCCGGCUACGACUCUCCUUUCCACCUGAGCGAGGAGUGUUCGAACGCAAGCGUUGCCUCUCCACGCGCCAUCGUCCUUACAUCCGGUGUCGGUGGGCUGAUGGGCUGGUUCCUGCAACUUGUCGUCGCAUAUACAGUACUUGACAUCGAAGCCGUCAUCGAUUCGGAUCUGGGCCAACCCUGGGCCUCGUACCUGCUGCAGGUGAUGCCGCAGAAAGCAGCCCUUGGCAUCCUGGGCUUGACCAUUAUCUGCGGUUUCUCUAUGGGCCAGGGUUGCAUGGUCGCCGCGUCACGAGUGACAUAUGCCUAUGCACGCGAUGACUGUUUCCCCUUCUCGAAUAUCUGGAAGAAGGUCAACCCCCACACGCACACCCCAGUCAACGCGGUGAUUCUGAACGCAGUCCUGGGAAUUCUCAUGUGCCUGCUCAUUCUGGCCGGAAACGUGGCUAUCGGUGCAUUGUUCUCCAUUGGUGCUAUUGCACAAUUUGUUGCCUUUGCUAUCCCGAUCUUCAUCCGAGUGUUCUUCGUUGGAAAUCGCUUUCGAAAGGGUCCCUGGAAUCUGGGUCCGUAUGGUCCGUAUAUUGGUGGAGUUGGCGUUUCCUUUGUCGUUCUCAUGGUUCCGAUCUUGUGUUUGCCGAGUGCAACAAAUGCGGACUUGACGCUCGAUCUGAUGAACUGGACUUGUCUGGUUUAUGGAGGUCCAAUGCUAGCAGUUCUCAUCUGGUGGGUGGUUGAUGCCCGUCGCUGGUUUACCGGUCCUGUGGUGAAUGUCGAGCAUGCCAUUCACCAUAUUGAGCAGGAGCCUGAAGUCAGCGAGGGUAUUGAGCCUGAUAAUCAUGAACCGGAUGAGACAGUCGUUCCAGGCAAGUCGGUUGAUGGAAAAUAA
This is a messenger RNA of Penicillium cosmopolitanum, 1713 nucleotides long. Its product is annotated as amino acid permease. Gene Ontology annotation, molecular function: transmembrane transporter activity. Gene Ontology annotation, biological process: transmembrane transport. NCBI's taxonomy places the organism in Eukaryota, Fungi, Ascomycota, Eurotiomycetes, Eurotiales, Aspergillaceae. The transcript is spliced from 3 exons. The record is from RefSeq and is a predicted model, not a curated record. The coding region runs from base 1 to 1713 and encodes 570 amino acids. Gene Ontology annotation, cellular component: membrane.